AUGAGUCAUAAGGAACUGAUCAAGCAGUUUUUUACUCUGCAAGAAGAAAGAGUAAAGACGUACAGAACAUUUGACAGGUAAAUCUUUCUUUCCGUCAUUUAGGGUAAAGCACCUUCCUUAAUUGAAAGCACGUUGUGCUGUUCCGUGCAUUGUUUUGCAUUCUAUCGGCUAUUCCCUGUCAAAUUCUCGGAAAAGUUUUGUUUAAUGAGAAGUUUCGAAGCUAAGAAUGGUUAUAUUUUUGUUGUUGUUGUUGUCGUUGUUGCUGUUAUCGUUGUUGUUGUUGUCGUUGUUUGUUGGUUUGCUUUUGUAUUUUUUGUGACCAAAUUUGUUGUUCAUUCUCUUUCAGUGGUUUCAAAGAAUAUCUUGAGAGUGCUCCUGACUAUGACUUCCCAUCAUAUCGGCAACUGGUGCAUGAUAUAACACAGAAAUUCAAUAAGAUAUCAAGUGAUGUUAUUACAAUUGAAACAAAUUUUAGGGAGGCUGGACAUACCAGUAUUGCAGAACUAAUCAGAAGAAUUCAGCUGAAAGAAAAAGAGAAACUGGAACUGGUAAGUGAGCAAAUGAAGGUUGAAAAAAAAAAUUCCUCACCAGUUCUUUUAGCAAAAAUCUCCAGACAGUUGAAUUGGUUUGUUCUAGUUUCUAUUUUUUCCUCUUACUUUUUUACCGUUAACCCUUUCACUACCACAAGUGACCAAGACAGAAUUUCUCCUUACAAUAUCAAUACAGUAUCAAGCAGGUAGGUGAUGAGAAUAGAGAAGAAUAUCAAUGCUCUGAACUAACAUCAUGAAAAAUGUAUGGCAGAUACUAAGGAGAACUACUAAUUAGAUCUUGGGAGUGAAAGGGUUAGGAGUGACUAAGCAUCUAAUUUCCCAUUACAAUAUCACUUUUGAAUCACACAUUAACCUUUUAACCCCUUAGAGUGACUAGCAUUUAAUUUCUCCCUACAUUAUCUCCACUGAAUCACACAUUGAUGUCAUGAGAAUAAAGGAAAUAAUCACCAACUAAAGAAACUUUUGAUUGUUGAACAAAUUCUCUUUGUCAGCACAUUAAUAAAUGUGCAGAGAACAGUAUGGAGAAUAUGAAUACUGAUGUUAGCCUGUAAAGGGUUAAGCUCAUGAGAAUUAUGAAAAUGAUUGAUCACCAGCUAAAGAAGCUCUUGAUUGUUAAAGAAAUUCUACUUGUUGGCACCUUAGGGAAUGUACUGGUAUAGAACAGUAUAGAGAAUACGCAUACUGAUUUUAAAGUGCUAGAGGUUAAGACUGCUAUUAUAGCGAUACAACAAAAUUUCCCAGCUGUUACAUGCACAAUAUGAAAACCUAGGUGGUAAUCAUGAGAUCAUUGAUUUACAAGCAAUGUUAGGGGUUCCUCAAGUAUCAUAAGUGUUUUUUUUCUAAACAGCUUUAUUGGGUAUGAUUCAUAUAAUACUAAUACACCAAAUAAAUACAGUAUAAAAUAUAAAUGGAAAAUACAAGAUACAAAAAGAAUAGUUAUUAUUAUCCCUUUGCUCUGACGAAGGGCUAGUGCUUGAAUUGUCAGCUUUUUUACUCUUUAUGGUGGCCAAUUUACGGCACUGCCCCUGAGAUAAAAAAAAAAAAGAAAGAAAAAAAGAAUUACAAAACAUGGUAGACAUUAUUAAUCAUACUGAAAAAAAAAAAACAGUUAUAGAGUGGGAAAUGGGUUGUAUUGCUUCAAUGGCAGCUCUGAAGAAAAAAAGAAAAAGGUCUUGGGGGAUAUUGAUGAACAGAACGUGUAAGGAAAAUUUUCUUCUUGAAGGCUUUGGUAGGAAGACAUAUUGUUCAUUGUUAUGUGACAGGUUACAAGGCAACCUUACUACCAAAUUAUCAACCUUUGCUGGAAAACUUUCUCCUUGCCAUGGACGUUAUGAAUGAUAUGAAUCAUUUUCAAUUAUUGCACUUAAAAGUUCAAGUAGUAGCAAAUAAGUAGUUUAUGUGAGCAUUUAUCAUUAUUAUAAAGCAUCUAUUUAUUAUUAUUAGAUAAAGUUUUAAUUGUAUGUUAAAAAAAUAACUCUUUUAUUUAUUAGACAGCUCAGUUCCAAAUAGCACAACAAAAUUCUGCAUCAGAUCCCUCCAAUGAAAGUAAAGCUGAUGAGACAACUGCAGUUAAGUUAAGGUAAUGACACCUUGCUCUUUGGUAUUUAAAAAAAAAAAUUUAGUUUUUUUUUCUUUGUCCCAUGCUGGUGACGAGACAAAAACAUCUAUUUUUUUACCAAGCUCAAAACUUCCCUUCUUUCUUAUCCUAUUUCCAAAAAAAUGUUGUUCAUCGUGAUUUUGUAAAUAAAUGAACAUUUUAUCGUUUAUCUCAUGAUAUAGAGUUAGUCUCUUCUAUUAUAUUGAUCACAAUGUUUUGACUGCAGUGUAUUUUUCUAGUUUAGGGACUUGUCAGAAAUUAGCAGGGGGAGGGGGGUGGAAACAGAGGGGGUCACAACUUUUUGAGCCUCAGAAAAGGGAGGGUCAUGAAAAAUGGGCAGUUAAAAGGGGAGGGUCAUGCAAAUAUAUGCCCGUGAUCAUGUAGAGGUUGGUUUACCCAGAAGAAAAAGGAAGUUCUUUAUUUGGAAGAGGUGGAUGAUCAUGAUGAAUGUGAGGUAAAUGAAGGGGAUGAGGCAUUACCCACUUGUUCUAGUGAUGAAGACUUUGUAUUGGGAGAAAUAGGAGAGUCGAGUGAUCAGUCGGACUCUUAAUGCUGUCAUCGAAAAUGUAUGUAUGUAGCAUGACAAAGAACAGACUAGAAAUAUAUUUUGAGUUUUCAUAAUACUGACGCACCCUAGUGUAUUGCAAGAACUAGAUUUUAUCAUUUAUACAAGAGGGGGAGGGUCAUGAUAUUUUAGGCCAAGCUCAAGGGGAGGGUUAGCAAAUUUCACUCCCAUUGCAGGGAUGGGUCACCUAAUUUCCGAACCCAAAUUUAAAAUUCCCACCCCCCCUCCCCCCCUGCUAAUUUCUGACAAGUCCCUUACCUCGUUUUUAUUUUAUAGCCUUCUUUAGACAGUUUCUUGAGUGUAAGAACUCAUUGGGUCAGAACAUCAUAAUGUAGCUCCCUUGUUUUAAGUUUAUUGAGGAAUGAUGUUUUUUUUUCAGUCUACAGAAGCUUGUGGAUCUCAUUGUUGAACUCCUAGAAGAAUUGAAAUAUGAAGCUGAAGACAUUCUGCUCGAAGACACUUAACACCGUGCGAGCUAUCCAACGAUUUUUUUCUAGUCAGCUCAAAACAAAGGGAUCCGCAGAACGAAGCAUUUUGGCAACCACGCUCAAUAAACAGUGCAUAAUUAGGAAAAAUGUAAAUUGACGCAAUUUCAAUCCAUUUUUUCUCGAGUUGUGGGUUGUAUAAAUUAUAUCAUGAAAUAUUAACUGUCAGGCAGCCGAUGGUCGGUAAUCUGUCGGUAAGUUUUCGUACCUAAAAGAGGUUCGCAGAGCAUCGUUGGGCGAUUCGAUAUGCUUCAUUGCUCGAGAGAUCGCAGUAGAAAUGAUGGCCAAGUGGAUAUCAGCUGGCAUAGGGCAUUUGUUUCAGCGGCCAACGUUUUUUGAGGAAAAAAAACACUGGGAUCCGUUCCUGAUGGAACUGAAUUUAUUUUAAACUGAUUUAUUCCCUUUUCGUUCGAACGAAAACACUUUGAGGUUAAGUCACGGUAAUCUUUACACGGUGUACAUAAUUUGUAGAGGUUAUAAGUUUCAGUAGGGUUUACCUGGUACUGGUGCCACUAAAAACUGUUUU
Molecule: messenger RNA, 3724 nt
Organism: Pocillopora meandrina
Lineage: Eukaryota; Metazoa; Cnidaria; Anthozoa; Scleractinia; Pocilloporidae
Source: the annotation of a GenBank genome assembly